Molecule: messenger RNA, 3933 nt
Organism: Pristis pectinata (smalltooth sawfish)
Lineage: Eukaryota; Metazoa; Chordata; Chondrichthyes; Rhinopristiformes; Pristidae
Gene: fgl2a
Product: fibrinogen-like 2a
Exons: 2
Coding region: 24-1385 (453 amino acids)
Source: RefSeq, a predicted model, not a curated record
GUUAGUGAGAGCUUGUGUACUGAAUGCAACACAGCAAUAUCUUGAACAGCCAAAAAUCAUUAAAAUAUUUAAUAGUCUAUCAGAGUUUUGGAGAAAUAAUGAGGGUUGCUGCUGCAGUUUUCCUCCUGAAUGUUGGAUUAAUACUAUGUGUGGAGAUUCCUGUUGGAUAUAACAGAACUAGCAGUUUCACGGAUCCAACAGAAAGGAAUGCAAAUGCAGGCUGUUCCAUCAAGCUGAAGCCCACAGACUGUGAUGAAGGUGGAUUCUGUGGUUAUCAGGUAAAUCUUCCACCGUUAACCCUGAAGCUUCCCAAGGAGACAAAACUACUUGAAAAGACUGUCAAAGUAGUUAAAAGUCUUACAGCAACAGUAAAUAAAAUGAAGAAAAGGUGGCUGGAAGGACAUCAGAAAAAGCCGACCAAUCAUGAUCAGGCCAUUGCAAAUAUAAAAUUUAGAAAGGAUGAUAAGAAGAUAAUGGCAUUGGAGAAGAAAGUAAAAGCACUGACAACUUCGUUACAGUAUGCCAGAAACCAGAUCAAUUGGCUCCAGAGCCGUUUGGAAGAGAUGAAUGCAGACACUGUUUUGCAUUACAUUAAAAAAGAGCUGUCAAGUAUUAACAACACUGUGAAUACACUGAACAAUAAGUGUUACACGACUUGUGCAGCCGAAGGCCCACCAGCAGCAAUACAAGCUAUGCCUCAAGAUUGCUCAGACCUUUACAAUCGAGGAAUUCAGAAAAGUGGCAUCUAUGAACUUGCUUACUGUCCAAAUAAUACCUUUCCAGUCUAUUGUGAAAUGGAAAGUCUGAAAGGUGGCUGGACAGUCCUGCAAUCUCGCAAAGAUGGUAGUGUUGAUUUUAAUCGAACCUGGGCAGAUUACAAAAACGGAUUUGGUAAUCUAUCAACAGAAUUUUGGCUGGGAAAUGACAAAAUACAUUUUUUAACAAAAUCCAGGAAAAUGAUCUUAAGAAUUGAAAUUGAAGAUUGGGAAGGAGUCCGACAAUAUGCCGAAUACAAUCAAUUCUCUGUUGCAGAUGAAAAGCACCAAUAUCGUCUGACUAUUGCUGGUUACUCUGGUACAGCUGGUGAUGCAAUGCAUUACAGUAAAAAUUAUAACCAUGAUCAAAAAUACUUUACCACCAAGGACAAAGAUAAUGACAUGUACACUUCAGGUAACUGUGGAGCCUAUUAUAGUUCUGGCUGGUGGUUUGACGCUUGCAUGUCAGCCAACCUAAAUGGUAAAUAUUAUAAAAAGAUCUACAAAGGGGUCCGAAAUGGGAUCUUUUGGGGCACUUGGUAUAAAAUACAAAGUGAAACUCUGAAUGGCUAUCGCCAUCCUUUAAAAACAGUAAGAAUGCUGAUUAGGCCUAAAGAAAUUGUGCCAUAAGCACAAGCCGACAACAAAAGUUUCCAAAAGCAAUAAAGAAUCCAAUGCUGGAAGUUUGAAAUAAAAGCAGAAAAUGCAGGAAAUACUCAGCAGGUCAGGCAGCAUCUACAGAGAAAAACCAGAGUUAAUGUUUUAGGCCAAUGACCUUGCAUCAGAACUGGAAAAAUGACUUUUUACCCAUCGACCUGAAACGUUAAUUCUGUGUCACCCUCUCUCCACAAAUGCAGCUCAGAAUUUCCUGCAUUUUGUGUUUUUAUUUCAGAAGUUCCCAAAAGAUUUGUUUAAAAACAACUUUUAUGAACUUUAUUUUGAAACAAUGGGUGUUAAUUUUGUCUGCUGCUGCCAGCGUUAAUCACAAGUGAAAAUAUUGCAAGUUGUACUCACCUAUCAACAUUUGGUUCUACUGAAGUUAAAAGAACCAAAUUUUGAGAGAUGAAUAUAACCAUCUGCCAAUACUCUUCCAUGCUUUUAGCACUUGUGACUAAAGACAAACUUUCCCCCCAUUAUUUAUAACACUGGAGAUAUCUGGUUCUAAUUCUCUACCAUUUCCUUUGAACCAUGACCACUUCCAUUAUGUCAAUUUGCCUCUCUGAAAUCAAGUCUUGGCUGAGUCAAACUACCCUCCAGCCGCACUGGGAAGACUGGAGCCAUCAUAUUCAAUGCUGUUGUAAACUUUUCUCCUUUACCACAGUCAACUAACAUACCAUAGUCACUAGACUGUGCAAACGGUGUCCUGCUUGACCAAGACUGAGGUUCAUAUCCUUUUCAUCAAGUCUACUUACUUCCAUAUCUUUAGCUCCACUUUCAAUAAAAACUUCUCACAUACUUUUGACACUUGAAUUUAGUUCUCACAACUGAUCUUUCAAGCUCCACCGUGCACUAGCUCCAACUUAUGAACCUCUUCCAUGCUAUUUCUUGUUGCAGUAAUCUGAAUGGAGUGUACAAAAUUCCUAAAGGAUUUUAUAGGGUAGAUUCAGAGUUGAUAUCACCCCUAGAACUGAGGGCAGGAAUUCAAACAAUGGGUUGGCUGUUCAGAACAGAGACGAGAAGGGAUUUCUUACCUUUGGAAUUCACUAUCCAAGAGGGCUGCGGAGGCUGAUUCACUGAGUUUGAUAAAUGCUUAGAUUGAUAUAUUUUAGGUGUUAAGGCAAUCAAGGGAUUUGGGGUCAGUUCAGGAAAUUGGCACUGAGGUAAAAGGUCAGCCAUGACCUUAAUGAAUGGCAGAACAAGCAUGAAGGGUCAAAUGGUUUCUUUUUCUUAUGUUCGUAUAUUCUAAACUGGAUCACACAUCAUUCUGCUCUUUUUAAUCUCCAUUAGAUCCCCAUUCUUCCAAGUAAAUUUUACUCUUACUCACCUUUGAAUCCCUGCAUAACCUUGCCCUGUUAACCAUUUGCUUAUUCCCUCUCCCAUGCUCUCAGCACUUUUGACAGUGACCUCACAUGCAUUCCUAUUCUCCUUUCCCUAUCAUCAAUGGCAAGGUCUUCCUCUUUUCACGCCCUUAACAGCCUCCCCAAAACCCAUCAUUUCAACUGUUUUGAUCUUCUUAAUUUCUCUGUGGUAUGUUACCGGUUGCUUUUACUAUUUAACUUACCUUGGGAAGUUAAAGUGUGAUUAAAAAGAAAGCUAGUUGUUGUCAUUGGGAAGAAGAAUAUAUAACAAAGACGUAUACAUGUGGAUGCAAUAUAUUUCUAUUUGUUAUUCUGACUGUAGAUGAGGUAAAACAGUCACUGGCUGCAUGCCAAACAACGAGGCGAAGGAACUAGGCAGGUUCAGCAGCAUCUGUAGGGGUAGAGGAAUUGUUGACGUUUUGUAUCAAGGCCCUGCAUCAGGACCACGUUUUAGGUCUCGACACAAAAUGCUGACAAUUCCUCUCCUCCCACAGAUGCUGUUUGACCCGCUGAGUUCCUCCAGCAGUUUGUUUUUUGCUCCAGAUUCUACCAUCUGUAUUCUAUUCCCUCAUCUUUUAAAGAGGUGCAGGGACAGUUUUAAUACAUCUAUUUUCUAUUCUUCUGUUAGGGAAUUUCAGGUCAAUGCUUAAGUAAAUCAAAUAGGCUUUACAGUAAAAGUGUAUGAAAGAUUUUUUUGCAGCAAAUCGCUCUAAACUAUAUAACAUAAAUAUAGAUUUAUCAUUUUAACACCAGAAACAUUCUCCCAAUUGCAAGCAAUAAAAAAAACAUAACUUUGUUGUGUGCUUAUUAAUAUUCAAAUAGAAUACUUCCAGGUACUUUUUCUACUUGUUGCACUCAGUAUAUUAUGUUAUUAUGAUGCUCAUGCAAUGUUAAAAUAUUAUUUUGCAACAAGUUACUCAGCAAUUUAACAGUAAAGAGAGUUGUAUCUGUGUAAUUCUUGCUAAUUUUUAGUGAAGUACUUUUGAAAGAUUCAAACUAAUAUGCUGUACUGCCCACUGCUGUUUACAAAAGAUAUAUGUAAAAGCUGAACUUGAACAUUAACUUGCAUUAUGAUGUUUUUUAUUAUAAGCUCCAAGGUCUUUUACAAAUCUGUAAGGCUACAAAACUAAACAUUUCAAUAAUAAAACAAACAACAUAUA